AUGGAUGAGUUGAUUGAUGUACUUGGAUUCCCAAAGGCUUUUGAUAAGCCUGUUGUUAAAGACUCCAUGGGAACCCAGGUGCUAGGUGUGGUGUAUAUCAGCCUGGACUUAGAAAAGCAGAAGGCUGAAGCAGUGCAAGGUAUCCAGCUGGGGUAUGAGGAAUGUCACAGGAACCUUAUUGGACAGCCCACAAAGAGUAAGCGUCCAAAAGAACCUGGGGAAAACAAAAUUAAGCCUGUCAACAAAAAAGUAAAACCCAAAAUCCCCAAAAUGAAGGAGAGAGAAUCUGCUGACUCCUCUCUGAAGUCCCAGUCCAUACUGACACAGGUGAUGGAUAAAGGCCAUUUCCAGAAACUAGCUGCUACUUUAAGCCUGUCUGCAGGACAAAGCAUAGAACUGCGAUGUAAGGGGAGUAAUGUUACUUGGAACUAUCCUUCAUACUUAGACACCUUUAAAGACUCCAGACUCAGUAUAAAGCAGCUUGACAGGUACGGUCAGCUGAUCCUCGCAAAUUCCACUGCAGCAGACACAGGUGAAUAUAGCUGCUGGCUUCAGCUGUGCAGCGGUAACAAAUGCAGGAAGGAUGAGACUAAAACAGGUUCAACGUACAUCUUUUUCACAGAUAAAGAGGAACUUUUUGUACCUACUCCCAGUUACUUUGAGAUUGUCUACCUGAACCCAGAUAAACCUGCAGUCAUCCCAUGCCGUGUUACUACUCCUUCAGCAAAAGUAACUCUACACAGGGAAUUUCCAGCAGAAGAAAUUGAAACAGAUGGAACUGAUAUUAUUUAUGAUGUGAAGAAGGGUUUUGUCUACCAGCACCCUACUUCUGAUCAUAAAGGUAUUGUCUACUGCAAAGCAGAGUCACAGGGAGCACCUCAGAUUUCCAUCAAGUAUCACCUCCUGUAUGUGGAAGUUCCCAAGGGCCCGCCCUCAACCACAAUUGCGGCGUCACCCAAUAGAGCAGAAGUCAGUGACAGCGUUCAUGUGAUCUGCACAGUCCUUGGGGAGCCAGAUGUAGAUGUGACUUUCAGGUGGCAGUACCCAGGGCAAGAGCCUGAGAGGCCUGUGAUUAUCCAAAACUUCUGGAGACUGAUAAACAGAGGAACUGGACACACCACAAGAAUCUCAAAGAGUGUUCUUCUUGUUGAGGAUUUUGAAGCCAGAGAUGCUGGAAACUACAUCUGUAUAGCUCAGAACCUACAAGGAGAAACAACGGUAGCUACUAAAGUUGAACUAAAUUGAUAGGAAAGGCUUCUGGACACGGAAUGAACUCUAUGUUAUUUGACAUUAUAGCCAUUUAUUUUCUUUAUUAAUGUUUAAAUGAAGUUUUCUCUA
Messenger RNA from Nipponia nippon (crested ibis), 1338 nucleotides. NCBI's taxonomy places the organism in Eukaryota, Metazoa, Chordata, Aves, Pelecaniformes, Threskiornithidae. The record is from RefSeq and is a predicted model, not a curated record.